AAUUUGUGAAACGCAACGAGGUGAAACGCGACUCAGUAGACAAUUCUAUCUUUUAGCUACGAGAGAAGUGAUUAAAGCAAGAAGACAAGAAGAGGAUUGCAAACAAAAAUAUAUCUUUUUAUUUUUUCAAGCAUUUUGAAUAAAAGUAGAGCGAAAAAAUUUUUGCACAUUUUUAAAUGAAACGAAGGCUGGGUAGAAUGCACUGUAAAAUGAUAUCUGGGACUUAUGUGUCAGCUGGAUACAUUUGCAAGUGAUUCAAAGCUGGAAAUUGUCACAUUUUUGUUGGAGAUAAUUUACAAACGUGGAGAAGAAAAUAAGAAUUAGGGAAAAAGUAGUACAUCAUAGUAUUAUUUUACAUUACGAUAAAACAAGUGUUGUAGUAAAUCAUAGAAAACAAACGUGGAUUGAAGUAGAAAGAAGUAAAUUUGGUGGUGACAAGUGUUGAUUUAAAAGUGAAAUUGGCAUGUAUUGCCUAAGUGUGGCAUGUACGUGUAGUAGUGGUGUUGGAGAUAAUGACACUAAAGAGAGAUGAGAUUGGAACUGGGGGACGCAGGGAGAAGAAGAGGAUUCGAACGAGUUGGAGUGGAACAAAAGCAGAAGAGGUACAGCCAUGUCAUGGGAGUCUGUUGCGUCCAAGAAUUAUCUCGGAGGUUCUGGCAGCCAUCAGCUUUCAGCAACGGCCUUGCUUGGCAGUCCAGAUGAUUCUAGAUUUCCUCUGGAUGUUUACGAGUUCGCUGAAGAAGAUUAUCGAUAUCAAAAUGGAAAUGGAAGCACUCACUAUCAAAAUGGACGAUCUGGAGCUGGAAUAUGGGAGUGUCUUAUAGGCUGCAGACAUCGACUCGAUCAGCAAUUGGCAAGAAGACGAGUAGAACAAGGUUUAAAAUUGUAUCGAGCACAUAAGCAGCAAGCAGCAGUGCGAAAAUGGAGGGGUGCAUUGAAAAAUAUCAGACAACGUGAAGACAAAUUUACCCUGUUGGGAUAUCUUUAUCAAGCUUACAUGGAUUGGGGAAAAUAUAGAGAUAGUAUAGACUUCGCUCACAGGCAAUUGAGUAUUUCUGAUGACCUAGACUCCCCUAACAUGCGAGCUGAGGCUUAUUUGAAUUUAGCAAGAGCCCACGAGAGACUUGGAGCACUAGAACGAGCAUUAGCUUAUGCCAGACACAGUCUGUACAACGAGUGUGACCAAUGUGCUACAGCUGGAUUAGUUCAUUUAACGGUGGGCAGGGUUCACCUUGAAUUAGCCGGCUUCUGUAAAGCGCUGGAAGCUUUCCAGAGAGCUCAUAAAAUUGCUCAUUCUAUUCAGGAUCCAUCCCUUGAACUUCAGGUAUAUGUCGGGCUGUCAGAACUGUUUUGCCGUCUUCAGGAUGCAGAAAAAAGUGUGAGAUAUGCGUCAAGAGCAUACGAUCUCUCCCGAAGUUUACAACUAGGAGAUUUGAAUUCUAGACAUCAUCGUGCUGCCUUAUUACAAAUGGCAACUGCUUUGAGGAAGAAAGGAGAACUUGGUGAUGCUCAUGACUAUUGUUCGGAAGCGACAAGAUUAUCUCUAGUUGCAGGAGACCAAGCAAGUUAUGCUCGAAGUAUACGAAUAAUGGGAGAUAUUUACCGAGCAAAAUCAGAUAUUAAUUUUGAUAUGUUACAGAAAGCCUUUCGACAGUAUGAAAGUGCCAUGAAAUCUGCUGCAGCGACUGGAGAUCGAUUGUGUCAAAUGGAAGCAAUGGAUGGUGCUGCUAGAUGUUUAGAGGCUUUGAGACUUCAGCAUAGAAUUUGUGAUUGCAGACCUUUAGAGUUCAACACGCGAUUGCUAGAAGUGGCCAGUUCAGUUGGCGCAAAGCUCUUGGUAAGAACAGUACGAUGCAGACUAUCACGGAUCUACGGUUCUCUGGGUGAUGAAGAACAAAAAAGUCAUCAUGAAAGAAUAGCUUUAGCCACAGAGGAGGAUCUAGAGCUUAGAUGUGGUGGAUGCAAUGAACCUUUUGGCUUGGAAGCUGAUACUCUUGAAGCAUUACCAUGCUCACACAUUUUACAUGCUCGAUGUGCAUAUGAUAUUCUAAAAAGACGUGAUAAGAAGAAGAAACGUCUUUGUCCUGAUUGUCAUAAAUCAGUGAGCUCACGUCUUUAUCUUCACUGUGACGAUUCUCAUGAACUGAAUCAGAGUUCACUUAGUUUAGCUUCUUUGAAAGCUAGUAGUCUGGUCACUUUGGAAGAUUGUCAUGCUACAAGCAGUGUUUAAAUAUUUCCUUUAUUACAAUAUAAACUUAAAAUUCAUUUUUGUUUAUUGAAAUAUUCUAUGA
Molecule: messenger RNA, 2291 nt
Organism: Chelonus insularis
Lineage: Eukaryota; Metazoa; Arthropoda; Insecta; Hymenoptera; Braconidae
Product: 43 kDa receptor-associated protein of the synapse homolog
Exons: 11
Coding region: 611-2230 (539 amino acids)
Biological process (GO): positive regulation of neuromuscular synaptic transmission; synaptic transmission, cholinergic
Cellular component (GO): plasma membrane; neuromuscular junction
Molecular function (GO): acetylcholine receptor binding; protein-membrane adaptor activity
Source: RefSeq, a predicted model, not a curated record